UCUAAUUAUUUUUUUAACUAUGCAUGUUUCUAACGAAGUCAAAACCUUCUUUAGUUGUGGGUUGAUAAAGUUGUUCUGUGUUCCUUUCACGGGCGUUUAGCUUGGCCUGUGUAUUAUACCUUUAAACAAAGUCCUGUCUGCUAUUGGACAGACGUGCGCUGAGCUGUAAACCAAUAGAAUAGAGGGAUGUACAAGAGAUCUACUCCCUCCCUCACCCACAGCACCCUUAUGCUGCUCAGAGCUGCAAGAGACGGAGCUGCGUUUCGAAAUGCGCACCAUGGUGCAUUUUCUAGUUUAGUAUUAAAUGUUAUAUGUACUGACACGUGAGAUUAAGUGAAAUAUCACAAUUACUAUGCCGUGAAACGGUACUCUUCAGUGGAAAUUCCAAUCUGUAAAAGAAAUGGGGACGCGGACAUGGAGAAAGAGAUGGGAAUGUCAGGCUUUGUGGUGUCUCGAUUUCUUCCUCAUGUGGAAUACAAUAGACGCUCAUAUUCGCUACACCAUUCCUGAGGAGCUCAAUGUGGGUUCUGUUGUUGGAAAUCUAGCUAAGGAUCUGGGCUUUGGAGUUGCAGAGAUUUCUGACCGCAAUCUGCGGAUCUCCACAGAGUCUGGUAAGCAGUAUUUCAGUGUGGAUUUGGAGAAGGGUGAGCUGGCUGUCAAUGAAAGAAUCGACAGAGAGGAGUUAUGUGGACAAAGCACGAGCUGCCUGAUGCCUUUGGAGGUUAUAAUUGAAAAUCCUUUGCAAUUGUAUCGCGUAGAGAUCGAAGUACAGGAUAUUAAUGACAAUGUUCCUCAUUUUCAUACAAAGGAAAAUGUUUUGAAAAUCGCAGAGUCCACGGUACCAGGAGCGCGGUUUUCGUUAGAAGCGGCUCAGGACCCCGAUGUCGGAUCGAAUUCAUUAAGGUCCUACGGUUUAAAUAAAAAUGAAUAUUUCUCUUUGAAUGUCUUAACUCACAAUGACGGAACGAAGGUUCCUGAACUCAUUUUAGAAAAAUCUCUGGACAGAGAGAAACUCUCCGUCCACAAGCUUAUUCUCACGGCAGUAGAUGGAGGCAUUCCGGCUACAUCAGGCUCAACACAACUGACUAUUCAGGUCCUGGACAUUAAUGACAAUACUCCAGUGUUCAGCAACGCUCUAUAUGAAAUUUCGGUGAAUGAAAAUACCCCAAAAGGCACCGUAAUCGGCAGCGUAAAAGCCACUGAUUUAGACGAAGGUUCAAAUGGUGAUAUCGAGUUUUCUUUUGCUUCGAGGACAUUAGAACCAGUACUGAAGACGUUCAGUAUAAAUCCAUUUACUGGCGAAAUUGCACUAAAUGACUCGAUAGAUUACGAAGAAAUAAACUCAUAUAAAUUUACAAUCCGCGCAAGUGACAAAGGCUCCCCGUCGAUGGAAAGCCACUGUACUGUUCGAGUGGACGUUCUGGAUAUUAAUGAUAACGUCCCUGAGAUCAUUUUGAAAUCUUUGCCUAGUCCGAUCAAGGAAGACGCGCCUGUCGGAACUGUCGUCGCGUUGAUUAGUGUAAAGGAUCUGGAUUCUGCAGACAACGGUAAAGUGACAGUAAGCAUGGUUUCCGAAAGCCCAUUUAAACUCAAACCGUCUGUUUCGAAUCACUACGCUUUGGUCACUGAUUCCGGUUUAGAUCGCGAAAAAUUCCCAGAAUAUAACGUAGAGCUUAUAGCAUCGGAUUCUGGAUCACCGCCUCUCACGGCACUAAAAGUAUUAACUGUUAGUGUCCUAGAUGUAAAUGACAACCGUCCAGUUUUCUCCCAACCUUCCUACACAGUUUAUGUGAAUGAAAACAGCACCCCAGGAACUGUCCUGUGUUCAGUGUCUGCUUCUGAUUCAGACCUGGGCGACAACGCGAAGAUCUCGUAUUCCGUCUUAGACUCCAAAGUGCAGGACGCGUCGGUCUCCUCAUACGUUUACAUUAAUUCAGACAACGGCAGCAUCUACAGCAUGCACUCAUUCGACUAUGAGAAACUCAAGGUGUUUCAGAUCCACGUUCAGGCCAAGGACCACGGCUCUCCGUCUCUGAGCAGCAACGUCACUGUCCACGUGUUUAUCCUGGACCAGAAUGACAAUGUCCCCGCUGUCAUUUACCCCUUUGCCGUCAUGGGCUCCGUGUCCCAUCAGAAGAUGCCGCGAUCGGCGAAAGCGGGACACCUCGUUACCAAGGUGACGGCCGUGGACGCUGACUCGGGACACAACGCCUGGGUUUCCUACAAACUGGUGGAGGCCACAGACGCCUCCCUCUUCAGUGUGAAUCUCUACACGGGGGAGGUGAGGACUAAACGAGCCGUUUCGGAGCAGGACGACUCUUCUCACAGGCUGCUCAUAGAGAUAAAGGACAACGGGGAACCGGUCCAGUCCGCCACGGUCACAGUGGGCAUAUCGCUAGAGGACGGGGUCCACGAGCCCAUCUUGGAUUUCCGGCAGCACAAAAGCCACGAACCGGCCAGUAAGAGCAAUAAAAUCACCUUUUAUUUGAUCGUCUCUCUGGCGUCCGUGUCCGCGGUGUCCUUUUUGACUUUUGCCAUUUUAGCGGUGAGAUGUAUCAGGAGCAGCGCAAGUCGUGCGUGUUGCUGUGUGAGACGGGGAGACUCGGAUGAAUACAAUAAUCCCAACAGAAACCUGCACAUCCAGCUCAACACUGACGGGCCUAUUAAGUACGUGGAGGUGCUGGGAGGAGACAUGUUGUCUCAGAGUCAGUCCUUCAGGUCCUGCCUGUCUCCAGUGUCCGAGUUCAGUGACUUCACCUUCGUUAAACCCAGCAGCACCACAGAUUUUAAGGAGAUGAUAAACGUGCUUGACGCGUCACUGCCUGACAGCGCCUGGACUUUUGAGAGCCAGCAGGUGAGCGUUUAGUGUUUUUAAUUAUUUCUGCCAUUCAUUUUAAUAUCUACAUGUUGCAGUCUUGGCCUGAACAGCCCUCUCUAACUGCAGAUUUUCUAAUUAAGAUGUAAUUGAUUUGUAAACGGAACAAUAGCAUUUCAAAAUAAGGGUGAAAGUCGAGAGUCUAUCAUUUUGGGCAACUAUGAAACAUGACUCACACACACAGUUUGAUGUUUCUUGUCCCAAGCGGGGUCGUGGCGAGCCGGGGCCUAUCUCUGCAGCGCAGGGUGCCGGGCUGUGGGGGCACACCAGUCCACCGCACACAGGACUCGAACCCCAGAG
This is a messenger RNA of Scleropages formosus (Asian bonytongue), 3175 nucleotides long. Its product is annotated as protocadherin gamma-C5-like. Gene Ontology annotation, cellular component: plasma membrane. The record is from RefSeq and is a predicted model, not a curated record. Gene Ontology annotation, biological process: homophilic cell-cell adhesion. NCBI's taxonomy places the organism in Eukaryota, Metazoa, Chordata, Actinopteri, Osteoglossiformes, Osteoglossidae. Gene Ontology annotation, molecular function: calcium ion binding. The transcript has a single exon. Bases 401 to 2866 code for a protein of 821 amino acids.